Molecule: messenger RNA, 1578 nt
Organism: Saccostrea echinata
Lineage: Eukaryota; Metazoa; Mollusca; Bivalvia; Ostreida; Ostreidae
Product: galanin receptor type 1-like
Exons: 3
Coding region: 60-1337 (425 amino acids)
Biological process (GO): G protein-coupled receptor signaling pathway
Cellular component (GO): membrane
Molecular function (GO): G protein-coupled receptor activity
Source: RefSeq, a predicted model, not a curated record
UAGUGAUGUGCUCUCGGCGAUACCAAUAACCAAUAUAAAACAGCGGCAUAUUAAAAGAGAUGUCAGGAAUACAUGAGGGAAUGAGCGAGAAUGCGUCUUCGUUCGGACACUUCAACAUAUCUUACGAACAUUGGUCAACAAUGAACGACUCGGAAAAAGACAUAAUUGCCAUCCGGGUAGUUCCCAUUAUUUUUAUGGUGAUUUUUGUCACUGGGAUAUUUGGGAAUGCACUUGUUGUUUACGUUUUCGUGAGGAACAAAGCGUUUCGCACCGUAACUAAUAUAUUUUUGCUCAAUCUUGCGCUGGUGGAUCUCGUGUACCUGUGUUUCUGUUGCCCCUUUACAACUGUUAAAGUUUUGGUGAUGUAUUGGCCAUUUGGAAAUAUAAUGUGCAAAAUGGUACAGUACCUGAUGGUGGUUUUUAUGUCCGUCAAUGUAAUGACGUUAACGGCGAUAGGAUUUGACCGUUAUUUCGUCAUCGUACACCCUAAACGAGUAAGAUCUUACAGAACUCCUCAAAACACGUGUUACAUUAUCAUAGCUCUUUGGGUGUUCUCCUUCCUCGUUUUUUCCUGGGUUCUUCUGGUUGUGCGGGAAGUCAAAGCGUUUCGUCCCAUUUGUCUGGAGGAAAUGGAAGAUGACGAACGGAAAGCUUACGCUGCUUGCAUGUUUAUCUUCUUUUAUCUUAUUCCACAAACAUUGGUUGGAUUUUGUUACAUCCAGAUUGCUCAAAAACUACGCGCGCAUUUGAGGCGUGGUGCCCGAUUAAAUCAGGCGGCACUUGUCACGCUGAAAAUAAGAGGUAAAAUAGUGAAGAUGACAUUUGUCGUUACCCUGGCAUUUGCAGUAUGUUGGCUACCCCUCCACGUAGCAGCAAUAAUGAAUUCACUUAACGUUCCAGCGACGACAUUUUCUUAUCAUUUGCAAUUAUUUGCGCCAUGCUUUGCUUAUGUCACAGUGUCACUUAAUCCAGCAAUUUACUGUUUUAUGAGUAAAACUUUCAGAAAAUUUUUGAGAGCUGCAUUUACCUGUAGAACAGUCUCGUUAAACUCUGCCAUGCUGGGGGAAGAUGCUGAAUUGAUUCCAAAUAAUCAGGAUAUGAGCAACAGCAGUAAGCAUUGGGAACUUAGAAGCAUUACCAACAACCACGAGAAAUCAUCUCAUGUAAAUGGAUCUAUCGAUUGUACUUUGAACACUCAGACGGAAACUUCCUCCGUGCCCGAAAAUUCGGAUUGCGCUAUAAAUAAUUUGCUUGAAAGUUCGUCCCCACAGGACAACCUUGUUGACAAAGAAUGCCAAACAGAAAAGACUUGUAUAUCUCACACAACGAAUAUGUGAUUAUAGUUUUAUUUAAUAUAUGUAUUUUCUUUUUUGAGGAGCUUCAUUCAGCUCAACAAAUUACCAGCAUGAGAGAAAAUAUGGUCCUUGACGAUCACUAUUUAAAUUUCUAGAGGACUUAACUGUUAAUAGUUGUUGGUUUGACGCAUCAUGUACUCAUUUUUAAUUACAUAUUGUUGAUUAUAUUUGAAAUUUUAAUUCAAAGAUUUUGAAAAAUCGAAAUAAAUAUUUCUCAACGUAA